AGAAGGGACGCAGAUGCAAACUUCACGUUUGAAAUGGACUUGUACGCAAGAGGCGUCACAAACAUCUAACGCGUCGUGGACCCAAGCUGGGUACCACCAACCACUAGCAAUGGACUUCACCGCCAACAAGCUCGCCGGCGCCGGCGGCAGCCGCACCAUCGCGUCCACGGCUGACGCGGUGCCGCCGCGGUCCAUAUCGGGCGUUGAAUCCUCUGAUACCCUUGUUAGGUGUGGCGUCGGCGCCGGCGCCGGAGCCGGGGGUGGAGACAGUGGGUCGGACCCCCACGCCGCUCUCCUCCGGCUGGCUGCCCUCGGGGAUCGCAUGACCGCCAUACGGCGCCGCGUCGCCGCCUCCCUCUCGGGCGAGUCCCAGCCCCUGUCCUCAUACGACAUCCACUCCGUCUCCUCCGAGAUCUCCUCCACCGCGCAACUCGUUGUCCUCAACGCCGCAUCGCUCCUCGCUUCCUCCGUCCCCUUCCCGGCCCCAUCUCCUCCCGCCGCUGCCCCGGCCCCCGUCCGAGAGCUCCCCAUCGCGGCCGUCUCCGCCCAAGAGCACCCCCAAGAAGCCGCCAAGGAUGACGGCGACUACGAAGUAGUGGAGCUCGAUGCCGCCGAGCUGCUGGCGGAGCACGUCCACUUCUGCGAGAUCUGCGGCAAGGGCUUCCGCCGGGACGCCAACCUCAGGAUGCACAUGCGCGCGCACGGCGACCGCUUCAAGACCCUGGACGCGCUCUCCCGCCCCGGCCAGGCGAAGCCGCCCGUCGGCCGCGACGUGCGGUUCUCUUGCCCCUUCGCUGGAUGCAACAGGAACCGUGCGCACCGCCGCUUCCGACCGCUCAAGUCGGCGGUCUGCGCGCGGAACCACUUCCGGCGUAGCCACUGCCCCAAGCUUUACUCCUGCGAGCGCUGCGGCGGCAAGAAGCGCUUCGCUGUUCUUGCUGAUCUCCGUAGCCACCUCCGCCACUGCGGCGAGGAGGCACAGUGGCGCUGCUCCUGCGGCACCACCUUCUCCCGCAAGGACAAGCUGUUCGGCCAUCUUGCCCUCUUUGAAGGCCACACUCCAGCCAUCACCGAACCAAACAAGAAUGUGGUGACAGGACUUACAGAGCCGUUUCUUGAUGCGAUGGAAGAAGGAGGAAUUGAAGGGAAUUGUGACCUCGAGGAGGUUGAGGAGCGGGGUUUUGAUCCAGAGUUCUUCAAGGAGUGGAUGGAGGAGCUCAGAGGGAGUGCUGGUGGCUCGAAUUGGCCUGGAUCGGCAGCAGCCGGGCAAUAGCAAUUCCCCAAGGGCUAUUUUCAGUGGUUAACAACAAGGGGCAUUGGCUUACAUCAAACGAUCAGGGAAGAUCAAUGAAGAAUGGAGUAGUGAAGAACUGCAGAGGUGUUUUUCACCCGUGUGUGCGUGUGUUCUAACUUGUAUGGUAUGGUGCAUUUUUUCUCUUGUUUGCUGUUCACUGGGUUGCUGUUCCCUUACCAUUCUGGGUAUGGUGGUUUAUGCUAUGCAAGGGUUCUCCUUUCUGUUGUGGCUCAUGAGACAUGUAAAAUACCCUGAAGAACGGUGAAAUCAGUUUCAGGAAGUAACGCGAAUGACAACACUGCUGGUUCUCA
Molecule: messenger RNA, 1605 nt
Organism: Phragmites australis (common reed)
Lineage: Eukaryota; Viridiplantae; Streptophyta; Magnoliopsida; Poales; Poaceae
Product: protein SENSITIVE TO PROTON RHIZOTOXICITY 1-like
Exons: 2
Coding region: 14-1273 (419 amino acids)
Biological process (GO): response to acidic pH; response to aluminum ion
Source: RefSeq, a predicted model, not a curated record